Messenger RNA from Anopheles funestus (African malaria mosquito), 2270 nucleotides. RefSeq lists its product as uncharacterized. The transcript has 3 exons. The coding region runs from base 1038 to 2138 and encodes 366 amino acids. NCBI's taxonomy places the organism in Eukaryota, Metazoa, Arthropoda, Insecta, Diptera, Culicidae. The record is from RefSeq and is a predicted model, not a curated record.
CAACACUUUUUGAACUCAUGAUAGUUGCGUAAGUUGAGAAAGAUUUGCAUAGAAACAAAUUCGUUUCAGACAACAUACAGAAGAUGAAAAAGCAAAACCACGUGCACAUGAAAACCCUGUAUGGCAAGAAUACGCUUAAUAUUAAAAGCGUAUCUACGGUUACGAAAUGAAAAUACUGAGGGAAACCCUCAUGUAAAUGAUUGGUAAGGUAAAUAAUUAAAUUUCAUCCAAUUUCCUCGCCGGUAACGUGAUACAUUCAUUGUGGCAAAAUGUUACAUUAAUUUUUCAAUUACAACUCCCCCAACACAUCCUACCUCGAAUCAUCAUGCUGGGACAUGGGAAGAAUGUAUUUACCACAUUCCCCCGGCCACUUACCGAUUCUUGCCGUUAUGGAAUUAAGCUCAAACCGGUUCGAUGCUUUCCCAUCUCUGUCCUUGCCCGGUUUAUCCAUCCACCUUCAACCAUCCACGAUGGUAGGGAAUGCAACGGACCGGCGAAGGAGAUGAUUGCAGCCGGCUCUUUUACGAUCGCACACGUUGUAUUGUUCGUGCUGCUGUGUGUCUGCUUGCAUGUGAUUGCGUUCCGUCUGUGGCUGUCUGUAGCCAAUUGCAACUCAAUGAAACCUAAUGAAAUUAACCAACUUGCUGGGGCCGAUUUUCCACCGAAUCACUCGCGGAAAUGUGCGCGUCUGGGGUUUGCCUCCCACCUUUCCACUGGCCGACAGUCAAGCAUCGGGGCGUGGGUUGGAGUGUUGGAUCGCGUUGUUAAGACAGCCAGAGCUCCUUUCUCCAUAGCAAUGUGCUGCAUCUUUGCGACUCUCUUUGUGCCGAUCAGAUCUUUCUCUUUCUCUCUUUCUCUCUCUCAUUUCGAACCGAGAUCGACCGAGGUAGGGGUUUUGGCGCACCCAUUCGUGGGGUCUUAGUGCGUCGGUUCAGACACGAAUCCGUCGAGGUCGUCACCAGUUUUGUGAACGUGCGUGCACGUGAUGGAGCGCAGGAUGAAGCUGUAUAAACCGGCAUAAGCGGAUUAACUAACAAAUGAAUGUCCUCGUGAAGCAUUCACAUCGCGGCGGAACGUGGCUAGGACCGAUCGGCGUCUUGGCAGUUCUGCUGCUGGCAUUUUGUGUCACUCCAGGUCUUCCGGAGGGCAUCAAACUACCGGACCAAACAUCCAGAACAAACGACAAUGGUCCACCGGUGUCUGUCCAGCAGCAACCUGCAGUCGGUGAGGAACGGAGACAGGGUAAGAACCUGUUCGACUUCAUCGGUCUUGGAACGGGUGGCAAUGUCGAUCCGUAUCUGGCACGUACCAACACCCAAUGUUUGAACGGAGAGUUGGCCGAAUGCUUCAAGUCGCAGGCUCUUAAUACAUUUGGCGAGUUCUUCGAUAAGGAUCAAUAUCAACUCACCAGUGAUGCACGCAUUAUACGACUUCCGGAAACACAGCUACGAUCACUGGCACAGGAAGGGUACGAGUUUGUAGGCGAAUCCCGUCACAGUGACUCCGAGUGGGAGCUACUGUACAAGUACGCCCUGCGCCGUUUGGAACGGUUCGUCAAGUCAACGGCUUUGGAGUUCCAAAUGCCCGAUGAGCUUACGGAGGAGGGACGAUAUUCUGCCCGCUUUAUCGACGAAAUUUCCGACGAAAUCGAUGUGAUCGAGGACAAGAAAGCUCCACUGUUUACACGCCACCGGCUAAAGAAGAUCUUCAUUCCCCUGCUGCUGAUUCUGAAGGUGUUCAAGCUGAAGCUGCUGCUCUUCCUGCCACUCGUGCUCGGACUGGCCAGCUUCAAAAAGUUGCUCGGUUUUCUGGCCAUCGUUGUGCCGGGUGUGAUCGGAUAUCUGAAGCUGUUUAAACCACACCAAAGCUGCUGUACGAACGAUAUCUUCUCGGGCGGCUAUCAACCGCAAUAUUCGCCACAGGGAAUCGGUUCGAUCGGUUACAGCCCGUACAAAGAGUUCACUGGGCAGCACUAUUCGCGACCAGAGGGGGGAUAUGCUUCACCGUACAGCAACUACUACCGUGAGUCGGGCCGAACAGAUGUUCAGGGAAGCAACGUGAAGUUUGGAGAUGAUCUCGCCUACCAAGGCUACUCGGAGUAUCGCAGUGGUGGCAAGGAUGUGAAGGCAGAAAUCUGAAGAGGUAGCGAAAAAAGAAGACCUUUGUUGUCAUAUUGUAUAUCAUGCAUCAAACCGUGUUCAUCCCUGCAUGUUAAUGCCAUGCUAGUGUAAAUAUUUAUGACAAUUAAAAUAAAUUAAUUAACCAUUCUA